This is a messenger RNA of Colletotrichum karsti, 4014 nucleotides long. RefSeq names its product MRC1-like domain-containing protein. The transcript has 2 exons. Gene Ontology annotation, molecular function: anaphase-promoting complex binding. Gene Ontology annotation, biological process: mitotic DNA replication checkpoint signaling; activation of protein kinase activity; mitotic G2 DNA damage checkpoint signaling. The record is from RefSeq and is a predicted model, not a curated record. Bases 1 to 4014 code for a protein of 1337 amino acids. NCBI's taxonomy places the organism in Eukaryota, Fungi, Ascomycota, Sordariomycetes, Glomerellales, Glomerellaceae.
AUGGCUUCAGAAGAGCCAUCGGUGCGCUCGCCCAGCGCGAGCCCCGCGCCAGAGUCGCUACAGGCGCGUAUCGCCGCCCGUUUGGCCGCCAUUGACACCGAAUCCGAAGACGACGAGCCCAAGACGACCAGCAGCAAGGGCAAGAAGUCACCCAGACCCACGCAAGACAGUGACUCGGAAGAAGAAAUCGUCAGGCGACCCAGAGGCCGUCUUGCUGCCCAGAUGCAGGCUGGUGGCCAAAGAUCGGACUCUGAAGAGCCCGAGAGCUUUCUCGACCGUAUCCAAAAACGACUCGAAGCCACAGAAGAGGCAGACGACAAUGACGCGGAGGAUACAGUCAUGGGAGAGGCUGAAGACGAAGACGAUAUCCCCGUAGCGCGUCGACGGCUGCAGAAGAAGCCCGCGAGAGAGACCACACCGAAACCUCAAAGCCCGGCACGAUCCCCCACACCAGGUCUCUUCGUGUCUCCUGAGAAGCAAUCGCCAACGAAGCUAAGCAACGAGACGACGGCCAACGACUCCGAUUCUGACGCGUCUCUCCCCGCUCUCAAGAACUCCAGAUUCCAGGCCUUGGUCGAGCGCAAGAGGCAGGAAAGAUUAGCACGUGAGGCCGAGGAAGAGAAGAAGAAGGCUGAGCGCAUGGAACGCCAGGUUGCUGUGAACGCCGACCUCUUCGAUGACGAGGACGACGCCAAUGUCUCCGACAUCACUGACGACGAAGGAGGCCGCAAGCUUAGCCAGGCAGCGAGGCCGGCCAGGAAGGCUGGCAAGAAGGCCAUUGAGGAGAUGAACCGCGAAACACAGCGCAUGGCUCGUAACAUGCAGCUCGCCCACGAGGCAAAGACGAGGAAGAAGUUCACUAAAGCGGACUUCUUGGACCGGUUCAACUUUAGAAAGACCGAGGCGAAAUUGGACCCCAAAACGACCAGCUCAAGCAGGCCUACUACACCAGUAUCAGCACCCCAGACCGAUGCCGAGAUGAAGGAUUCCGAGACCCCGCCUAGCUCUCCCCCAGUUCCCAAGGCUUCGACGCCAAGCAAAGAACAAGAGGCUACCACGACAGCGGCCCACGCCGCGGAUACCGUUGAUGACAACGAGGAACUGCCUUCGCUCGACGGCGUUUUUGAGAACUCUAAGAAGCUCGACAAGGGUAAGGGUAAGGCCGUUGCCGUACCCAGUCCCAAGAAGUCACCUGCGAAGGAGACGAAGCCCAAGCGUCAAGUCCGCAUCAAAAUGCCCUCUAUUUCAGCAUACCACACAGUCAUCGAUCUGGACGAUGACCUUGAGAUCACGGAUAUCAGAAAGGCCAAGCUUGCCGCGGUUUUCAACAGCAUUCCCCAAAAGAAGUCCAGGGAGAGUAACUCCUUGCACGCCCUCCGCCGUCUGGCGCAAGUGGGAUCUCCCGAGAGGUCAAGAAAGGGACGGCAUGAGAAGCCCGGCAUGACUGUCGGCGAACUGCAGCUCACCCUCCAGCAGCGCGCCCGACAGCAAGCUAAGCUGGAGCGCGAGAAACGCCUCGAGUACCUGAAGUCCAAGGGCGUUGUCGUCCAGACCGCAGAAGAGCGCGAGCGCGAGAUGCAGGAUGUCGAGGACAUUGUUGCCAGAGCCAGGAGAGAGGCCGAGGAGAUUAUGGCCCGUGAAAGGGACGCAGCCAAGCAGGAGAAGAAGGAAAAGCGAAAGAACGGCGAGCUGGAUCCCUUUGACGACAGCGAUGAUGAAGAGUACGAAGGCUCCGACGAAGAAGUAGGAGAUGAUGUUGAGUUGGAACUUUCUGGCUCAGAAGAAGAGGCAGAGGAUGCUUCUGACAACGAGGCCGAGGGCAAUGCUCUCGUUGACGAUGAGGCCGGCAACAGCGGAUCUGAGCACUCGGAUGUUGAAGCCGACGACAUCACUGGAAAGGUCGACCUCGCCGAUUCUGAAGAUGAGAUGGGCCUGCCCACAAAGAACGUUCGCCGCUCCAAGAAGACCCAAGUCAUUUCUGACGACGAAGACGAGAACGACGUGAUUGAGGCUACGCCGAGACCACGAACUGCAACCCAGCAAUCACCCGCGGCGCCAAACACCAAGUCACCUGCCGUGCCUACUUCCGUCCUCCGAUCUGCGAAGAAAACCUUCAUUCCUGGACUUCCUGUCACUGGCGCGGCGGGACUUGGCUUGACCCAGAUUUUCGCUGGCACCAUGGACGACAGCCAAGCCGCCCCUGGAACCAUCCCCUCUCAGUCGCCAAUGCCCGAUUUCGACAGCCUUCCGGACUCGCUCACCAUCGGCAACAACACUCAGCAGGACAGCAUGAUUCUUGAUAGCCAGGGUGGCGAUGGCGGCACGCAGAGGUUUGAGACGCAACAGGACUCCGCAGAUGGUGUUCAUCUUCACUUCACGCAGUCCCAAGCCCAUGGCUUUGACAGUCUCAUGCGUGACGACGAGCCCGCAACUCAGAUCUCCAUGGAUGCCACACAAGACGAGGGAUUGCAAGACUACACGCCCCUGAGAUCACGAUUCGUCGAAGCGCCUGCUUCGACUGUCGAGACCAUGGUGCUUGAUGGAGAGGCGGAACACGACACAGUGCUUGAGUCCCCUCUGGUGCGCAGGGGCAGACUUCGCCGCAAGAUUGAUGUGACUGCCGCGCUUGCCGAAGAGGAGGAGGAGGAGACUCAAAGAGCCCCUAGCCCUGAGGUUGAUGAGUUCGGCUUCAACACCACUACCGCCUUCAACGUCAUGAAGGAGGCCAUCAAGAAGCAAGAGAAGCAGAAGAAAUUGGCCGAGUACAACCGCAAGAAGAGCAAGGCCAAGGAGAUGGUGGAGGAACAGGCCGAGGAAUCCGAAGACGAGUACGCCGGUCUUGGCGGUCUAGACGGCGAAGACAGCGACGAUGAUGACGCUGCCUCCGUCAAGGAGAUGAUUGACGACCAGAGCGGCAUGAACGCCGGCGACGAGCGUAAGAUCGCUGCUCUUCACGCCGAACGCGAACGCGCGGCCGACGAGAAGAUGGUCGACAAGCUCUUCCACGACGUCACAACCGGCAUGCUUCGCCGCAAGCGUGGAGCCGACUAUGACCUCUCCGACUCAGACGACGGCGGCGAAGCUCGUCGCCGCAUGAAGCGUCGCCAGUUCCAAAAGAUGCAACAAGCUCUUUUCGCAGACGAACGCAUCAAGAAAAUCGCCGAGAAGCCCGGCAACCAGGCCUUCCUUCGCACCAUCGAGGACCGAGGCAGCGACGACGAAAUGGACUUCCUCCAUAUCGCUGCGCCGGAGUCCAUGCAGACCGAGCAGUCUCAGUCGCAGGACCAGACAGUCCCGGACAGCCAGCCCACAGACCAACGGCAACCUCUGGGGUCCAACCUCGCGAACCGCCCAGCAGCGAACCUGCGCAGGACGAAAGACGGCAAGAAGCCAUCCAACCUGGGCGAGAUCCGUGAGUCCGUGUCGAGUCUAUUGGAGGACUUCAACGUCGACGUCAUCCCCGCUACCGACCCGGCCUCGGACAGCGAAGCAGACGAAGAGGGAACCUCGAGGAGCAACAAGGAGGACGACUCCCCGGGCAGGAACCCACGCCGCACAAACUCCUCCUCCCGCCCAGCCGUCGUCGAUCGUAUCUCCCUCAAGAGGCAAUCGUCCUCCAUGUCCACCUCGUCCUCCAAGCUCGCCUUCGCCAUGCCCGGCGGCGGCGCCAGCGCGUCCUCGAGCGGGAGCUUCAAGGUCCCCGCCCUUCUCCGCCGCGCCACGACCAACUCGUCGUCGUUCAACAAGUCCGGCUCGGGCGGCGCCGGCGGCAGCAACGCCUCCGCCGGAACGCCAUUCUCCGCUUCGGGCGGCGGGUCAAGCGGGUUCGGGGACGACGGCAAGAUCAAGAAGAACGCCAGCAAGAGGUCCGGCGUCAGCGCCCUCGCGAGGGAGAACGAGCGCCGGGCGGCGAUCCAGGAGAACGAGAAGAGGAGAGAGGCGAGGAAGUGGAAGGGCGCCGAGAGGAGAAUCAGCGCUGUUGGUGGGUUGUUUGGCGCUGGAAAGUUCGAGUAA